CAGCACCUACGCCGCACGCCACUCCACAGCACGCCCGCGCGAGCCGCAUCGUGCCGGGAUGCAUCGACCGCGCUGCCGCAGGGCGCCUGCCUGCUUGAGUCACAGCGCGUGUGCGCCUCGUGGGGUUGCUCCUCAUGUCCAGCCCUGAGCCUGCCCGUCUCCCGGGCUGGGCCGUGCCGACGACAGCAAAGCAAGUGCCGUGCGCGCCCUUUGCCCUGCAGCUUGUCCAUGUUGCGUGCGGCUGCGUGUGCUAAUCUGGCUGGGCUGGGCUGGUGAUCAGCUGGGCCUGUGACUGUGCCUGGACGCCGUAUGCGCAGGGAAGAGUAUAAGAAGCGUGGGAGGGUAUGGGACUGACAGACGGAACGAGCAGACUACACGUUGACCAGAGACGCGGGUUCGAGGACAUGACACGGCACCAUUCACUUUCAAAUACGACGUAACGACAUCUCACCGUCUGCCUCAUGUCAGACACGCAGUCAGACACGCUCGAGGCCACCCGGCUCGCCGGCCUCGUCCGCCGUGCCCUCGCCGCCCUCGACAGCGCCCUCCCCGGCUUCGACCCGUCGCGGCCGCUGACCGCCGACGAGAUGCUCGCGCUGCCCCUGGCCACGCACCGCGUCGACGACGAGCUGCACGGCCUCCCCCGACGGCGGUCCCCCCGCGCCGCCCUCGCGCAGCUCAUCGCACCGCUGCUCUACCCGGUCCACGACGGCUCCCUCGCGGCUCUCAUCCGCUACGAGGCCGACCGCGUGCGCGUCCGCGGCUGGGUCGUCGUCCAGCGCAAGUUUGACCUCUUGCGGGCCACCCGGCGCAACGGCCGCCACGCCCUGGGCCUGUCGGGCGGCGCGGGGCCCGGCGUGCGGGCGCCCGUGUGGUCGAGCCGCGUCGUCGACCAGGGCCCCUGGGACGAGCAGAGGAUGCCCGUGUCCCGCGCCGGCGUCCCCGCGGUGCCCAUGCCCGUCCGGGUCGCGCGAGAGGAGCACCUGGCGCCGUUCUUUGCUCACCUGCGCGGCCAGGGCACGCACGUGCUCGAGGACGACGAGGCCGACGGCAGCGGCGGGACGGCGCUCGACGGCGGCAAGGGGGAGCCGUACUACGGCGUGCCGGGCGCCGAGUUUGCGCGCGGCGUCGUGUACGCGGACGGGCGGAUGGACCUGUGCAAAAUGGUGGUCGGGCCGGACCACAUCGGGCGGCUCAUGGACAGCCUCCGCGGCAACGCCUUUGUGCGGCACUUUCUGCUCGGCAACAACAUCGUCGGCCCGGCGGGGGCGCGCGCCAUCGCCGCCUUCAUCGAGGAGCUGCCGCGGCGCAUGGAGACGUGGUACCUCGCGGGCAACUGCAUCGACGGCGCGGGCUUCACGGCCCUCGUCGACGCCAUGACGCGGUCCCCGGCCGUCACCAACGUAUGGCUCAAGCGCAACCCGCUGGGCGCGCACGCCGCCGACGAUGUGUUCCGGCUCGUCACGCAGACGCCCAACCUGCGCACGCUGGACCUGGACCAGACGGAGCUGGGCGACGCGGGCGUGGCGCGCCUCUUUGCCCGCCUGGCCGCGCACCCGGGGCCGCCGCUGCCCCUGCGCAACCUGUACCUCAACGGCAACGGCAUCGCCGCCGACGGGGCGCGCGCCCUGGCCGGGUUCCUCGCCAGCCCGUGCUGCCCCCUCUCGUCGCUGUACCUAUCGUGCAACCCGCUCGGCGACGCGGGCGUCGAGGCCCUCGCGGCGGCGCUGCCCGCGGCAAGGCACCUGACACGCCUGCUCCUGCAGUCGGUCGGCGUUGGCACGCGGGGGGCCGUGGCGCUCUGCCGCGCCGUGACGGCGUGCCCCGGACUCCGGACCCUCGACCUCGGCCAGGCGUACGCGACCGAGGACCUGGCGCAGGCGUACAACUACAUCGACGACGGCGCCGUGCCCGCCAUCAGGGCCAUGCUCAUCACGGGCGCCGGGCUCGAGUACUUUAGCCUCGGCCACUGCGCCGUCUCGCACGCUGCCCUCGACGAGCUGUCAUGCGCCAUCGCCGCGUGCCCGUCCCCGCUGCUCUACUACGCCGCGUCCUCCGUCCUGCCCCGUCCACGCCGCCCCGAUGCCGUCUUCGUGCCCGCACGCGACACCCCGCUGCCGCACCCGGACGCCCCGCCGCGCGCCGCCGUCGACGCCGAGAAGCGGCUGCGCGCGCGCCUCGAGGCCAAUGUUCGCGCGCGCUUUGCCGACCCGGGCAUGACGUACACGCGCUUCCUUGCCGAGGAGAGGCGCUGGCUCGUCAGCGACAGGGACGACGUGCGCAAAAUCGACAGCGUGUACCGCAACCGCGAGGCGGCCGCGGCGCGCAGGGGGGCCGGAGCGCUGGCCAAGCGGUGGGACGAGGGGGAUGAUACCCUCCAGAGGGUGGGGGAGCUGGGCGUCGUGCCAGUGUUGCGGACCGCGAUCGCUGCGUAAACGGCGGCUUGAUUU
This is a messenger RNA of Purpureocillium takamizusanense, 2450 nucleotides long. RefSeq lists its product as uncharacterized. Gene Ontology annotation, cellular component: perinuclear region of cytoplasm; nucleus; cytosol. Lineage: Eukaryota; Fungi; Ascomycota; Sordariomycetes; Hypocreales; Ophiocordycipitaceae. Gene Ontology annotation, biological process: activation of GTPase activity; nucleocytoplasmic transport. The record is from RefSeq and is a predicted model, not a curated record. Gene Ontology annotation, molecular function: small GTPase binding; GTPase activator activity. The transcript has a single exon. The coding region runs from base 462 to 2435 and encodes 657 amino acids.